This is a messenger RNA of Cicer arietinum (chickpea), 773 nucleotides long. RefSeq names its product chaperone protein dnaJ 20, chloroplastic. The record is from RefSeq and is a predicted model, not a curated record. Lineage: Eukaryota; Viridiplantae; Streptophyta; Magnoliopsida; Fabales; Fabaceae. Gene Ontology annotation, cellular component: chloroplast.
AUAAAAAAGAAGAUAGAGAGAGAAAGAGAAAGAGAAAGAGAGUGUGAAGAGAGAGAGAGAGAGAGAGAGAUGCGGUGUUAUGGCUUAACAAUCCCCGGAAGCGAUAAUCGCUUCUUCCUUCCAUCACUAACUCCAGUAUCAUUCAGGCCCACAACAAGACCCGUAACCCGAAUUUCAUUUACAAAAGCCAAAUCAACCUUCAACGACGGCGUGGUGGCGGAAGAACUAAGCUUCUACGAUCUUCUGGGUAUACCUGAAACCGGUUCCUUAAUGGAUAUCAAACACGCUUAUAAACAACUUGCACGAAAGUAUCAUCCUGAUGUAUCUCCACCGGGUCGGGUCGAAGAGUAUACAAAGAGGUUUAUUCAGGUACAGGAGGCUUACGAAACGUUAUCUGAUCCUUCAAGGAGAAUCAUGUAUGAUACUGAUAUGGCUAGAGGCGUUCACCUUGCUUUCAGUGCUCGUAAACGCUAUAAUCUCUCUCAUCAGGCGAGCGAACAAAAAGGCGAAUGGAAAUCUCGUUGGCAAUCUCAACUCUCUGACCUGAAGAGAAGAAGUAAGAGCAAGGAUGCCGCCGGAAACAUGUCGUGGGGGGCUCGAAUGCGCCAGCAGAGGGAUGAACAAUGACUACAAUUUUCGUUUCUUCUGUAUGUGUAUAAUAACUGUAUAUAUAAUAAUAUAUAUAUGUAUUUAUUCAUACUCUACAACUUAUCCGAUAUAACAUCGAUGUUUUGAAAAAUAUACGCACUUCGCAGUAUGAAACCAUAUAGUUU